UAUCUUGGCUCUACUCUUUGAGAGAUGCAGUCUUUAGUGAUAAAGCGCGGUGCAGAUCAAUGCAUCUCAUGAGGAGACGGUAACAGAUUUGAUGUCUGCAUCGGCAGAACUUUUAUUAUGCAACCCAGUACAAUUUAUAUAAGGACGAGCUUCACUUUGAGUGCAUCUGAUAGCAAUUAGGACCUGUUUUUUUGAAAUGCAGUAAAGCUUCCCUAAAACAUUUGGGCUUCAGCUAACAGCAGCCUUCAGAACCCCCAUCACAACGAGUUAGUCGACAAGCACACAAGUAUAAAGGGUCAUUUCUGUGGCAGAUACACACAAGUGUGGAAUAGUGGUUGUCCAUGUGUGCGUGUGUUUGUGUAAGCCUGUGUAUGUGCUCUUGUACAUGGGUUUUCUAUGGGUUAGCCUGCAUCUCUCCUUCCUCCUUCUCCCAUUUGAAUGAAAAUCCUGUCCCUGAGGAGAAUGCUGAGUGGCCCCUCCCCUUCACUGUGAUGCACAGUCCCAGCCCAGCCCUGCACACCCAAUGAAAAGCAAAGCCCUCGGAACACUGACGCUUCCACAUCAAUAGGUAAAUGUCUCUUUGUGGGAAAAAAGAGACACAGAGUGAGGGAGGGAGGCACAGGGAGAGGCUGACGUGAGCAGUGAGCUGUGAGACCAGGUCAUAGGAUAUCCCAACUGAUCAACAGAUAGACAGAGACCGAAGCACACACACACACACACACACACACACACACACACACAGGCAGAGCUGCUCUUCUAUUCAGUAAGCUCAGUAAGAGACGGAUCGUCAUGUUGCUGGCUUGCCUGCUUCUCCAGUUUAUGGGCAGUGUUUUGGGCUACGGACACCAAGAGAUGGCCCCAGAACCAAUCUGCCCACCAGUGUGCCAGUGUGAGCAGGAUGGCAUCCUGGUCCUUGUGGAUUGUUCGGAGCUUGGGCUGUCUGCAGUGCCCAGCAACCUCCACCUUCUGACUUCCUACCUGGAUCUCAGUAUGAACAACAUCAGUGAGCUGCAGCCAAAUGCCUUUCACAACCUGCCCUUCCUGGAAGAGCUCCGCAUGUCGGGUAACCAGCUGAGACACAUCCCCAGCCUGGUAUUCACUGGCCUCCACAACCUCAAAGUGCUAAUGUUACAGAACAACCAGCUCCAGCGCCUCCCCAGUGAGACCUUGUGGGAUCUGCCAAACCUCCAGUCUCUGCGUCUGGACGCUAACCUCAUCUCAGAGGUGCCCGAGAAGGCUUUCGCAGGGCUGCGCUCGCUGAGGCACCUGUGGCUGGAUGACAACGCCCUGUCUGAGAUCCCUGUGCGCGCCCUCAAUGACCUGCACACCUUGCAGGCAAUGACACUGGCUCUGAACCGAAUCAGCCACAUCCCUGACGGAGCCUUCCGCAACCUCUCCAGCCUCGUGGUGCUGCAUCUUCACAACAACAGGAUCCGGUCACUGGGACAGAACUGCUUUGAAGGACUGCAGAGCCUGGAGACCCUAGAUCUGAACUACAAUGAUCUUGAGGAGUUUCCAGAGUCCAUCAGAACCCUGGCCAAGCUUCAGGAGCUGGGGUUUCAUAACAACAACAUCAAAGCCAUUCCUGAGAGGGCGUUUGUGGGCAAUCCACUCCUGCAGACCAUACAUUUUUAUGAGAACCCCAUCCAGUUUGUCGGGGGAUCAGCUUUCCAGUACUUGCCAGCGCUCCACACCCUGUCCCUGAAUGGAGCCACUGAAAUAAAAGCAUUCCCUGACCUCAAAGGAACCACCAGUCUGGAAAUUUUGACCUUGACAAGAGCUGGACUGACCUCUCUCCCGAGGAGCCUGUGUCAGCAGCUGCCUGGCCUGCGAGUUCUGGAAUUGUCGCAUAACCAGAUCGAGGAAUUGCCCAGUUUCCACCGCUGUCAGCGCCUUGAGGAAAUAGGCCUCCAGCACAACCAGAUCAGGGAGAUCAGAGCCACCACCUUCCAGCAGCUUGCAGCCCUGCGAUCACUAGACCUCAGCUGGAACCACAUCGAAUUCAUUCACCCAGAGGCGUUCAGGUCCCUGCGCUCUCUGGUCAAACUAGACCUGACUGACAACCAGUUGACCACUCUGCCCGUGGAGGGGCUCAGCGGACUGACACACCUCAAGCUGAAGGGAAACCUGGGGCUGUCCGAGCCUUUCAGAGUGGAGGACCUUCCCAAGAUGAGGGUCCUGGAGAUGCCCUAUGCCUACCAGUGCUGUGCUUACGGGGCUUGUAAAACGACCUUCAAGCCAGCCAGCCAAUGGGAUGCAGAGGAGACAGGAAGUGAGGAUGAAGAUAUGCCCAAGAGGACUGUGGGCAUGUUCCCGAGCCACGCUGACAACCACUAUUUCCUGGAUAUGGACGACUUUCAGCUGGAUGUUGAUGAUUCCAAACUGCACCCCAACGUCCAGUGCAGCCCUUCUCCAGGUCCCUUCAAGCCAUGCGACUACCUUUUCGAUAGCUGGGUGAUUCGACUGGGCGUGUGGGCGAUCGCACUGGUCUCCCUGAUCUGCAACAGCCUCCUGAUCAUGACGGUCUUCGCCUCCCCAAGCUACCUGUCUCCUGUCAAGUUCGUCAUCGGCUCCAUUGGGGGCGCCAACCUGCUGACGGGCCUGUGCACAGGGACACUGGCGCUGGUGGAUGCCCUGACCUUCGGAGAGUUCUCCCGACACGGCGCUCGCUGGGAGAGCGGGCCAGGCUGCCAGGCUGGGGGCUUCCUCUCCGUCUUUGCCUCCGAGGCCUCUAUCCUCUUCCUCACGCUGGCUGCGGUGCAGUGCAGCAUCUCGGUCUCCUGCGUCCGGGCCUACGGGAAGUCCCCCUCCUUCAGCAGCGUCAAGGCAGCCGCCCUCUGCUGUGUGGGCCUCUCUCUGGCUGUGGCUGCCCUCCCACUCUUCUCGGUGGGGGAAUAUGGGUCCUCCCCUCUCUGCCUCCCCUCCCCGCUCCCAGAGAGCCGUCCUUCCACUCUGGGCUUCAUGGUGGCUCUCAUCAUGAUGAACACCCUAUGCUUCCUGGUCAUCACCGGCACCUAUAUCAAGCUUUACUGGGACCUCAUGAAAGGAGAGUUCGACAGCAUCUGGGAUUGUGCGAUGAUCAAGCACGUGGCCUGGCUCAUCUUCACCAACUGCCUCCUUUACUGCCCUGUGGCCUUCCUCACCUUCUCCUCCCUGCUCAGCCUCUUCCCCAUCAGCAACGAGGUCAUCAAGUCUGUCUUGCUGGUGCUUCUGCCUCUGCCAGCCUGCCUCAACCCCCUCCUGUACCUGCUCUUCAAUCCCCACUUCAAGGAAGAUCUCCGGCUGCUCUGCAGGAGGCCUGAGCCCACACAGGAGGAAUCUACAGACUCCUUCGCAUCGGAGGAGACCGAGAAGAGCUCCUACGACUCCACCCAAGCGCUGGUGACCUUCUCCGACGUGAAGCUGAUCUUUGAGGGGGCAGUUCUCCCCAGGCUGGAGUCCUUCGGGUGCCCCCAAUCUGCCUCGGUAACCUUCGUCCCCUGUCAGCAACCGGACCUUUCUUGGCAAGAGGGUGACACUUCUACAGCCCCACGCCCCUGCCUCACCGACGAGGAACUCCUGAUCGCUUCCCAAAGUGACGACCUGCCAAGCAGUGGUUACUCCAUCCAGUUCUAUCGACACCCCCCGGCCUCCUCAUCCCAUUUAUAAACUUUAAAACGAACAUUGAAACGGAGGAAAAAACGUCCCCUAUCACGGGAUCUGUUCUGCAUCUUAGAAAUGGGUUAGAUAUCUGAAGUGCAGUUCCCACGGUCCUGCAUGACAGAUUUGGUUCACAAGUCUCAGAAUCCUCCAAGAUCUACUCCCACCGUUCACAACAAUGGGUUUGGACUACAUUUCCCAUAGUUUGACUGGUCUCUGGACUACAACUCCCAUAUUCCACAACGAAGACUGUAAAUCGCUCUUCUACAGCGAAGCGACUGUUCAAAAAAGCUGAAUUGGUUGGAAACAGGCAUGAACCUCAUUUAAUUUGAUGCAUGGUAUAUGA
Messenger RNA from Polyodon spathula (Mississippi paddlefish), 3985 nucleotides. Its product is annotated as leucine-rich repeat-containing G-protein coupled receptor 6-like. The transcript has 18 exons. NCBI's taxonomy places the organism in Eukaryota, Metazoa, Chordata, Actinopteri, Acipenseriformes, Polyodontidae. Gene Ontology annotation, cellular component: membrane. Gene Ontology annotation, biological process: G protein-coupled receptor signaling pathway. The coding region runs from base 790 to 3648 and encodes 952 amino acids. Gene Ontology annotation, molecular function: protein-hormone receptor activity; protein binding; G protein-coupled receptor activity. The record is from RefSeq and is a predicted model, not a curated record.